This is a messenger RNA of Anopheles nili, 4660 nucleotides long. It is a transcript of the gene Cka, whose product is annotated as striatin-3. The transcript is spliced from 6 exons. The record is from RefSeq and is a predicted model, not a curated record. Gene Ontology annotation, molecular function: protein binding. Lineage: Eukaryota; Metazoa; Arthropoda; Insecta; Diptera; Culicidae. Bases 1 to 2256 code for a protein of 751 amino acids.
AUGAGAAUUAAUCGUAUCGAAGAAAGAAUGGAUGACAACAGUUCGCUCGGUCACCAGAACGGUGGCGGCAGUGCGGUUGGCCAGCUGGGCGGCAUCGGUGGCGGAGCGGGCGGUGGCCAGGGUGGUGGAACCGGCGGGCUCGGUGAUAUGGCCAACAGUGGUGCCGGAAGUGGCCUCGUCGGUAAGGGCGGUAUGGGCCCUGGUGCCGGAAACUGCGACGAUCAGAACAACAAAACGCCGACUCAGUACUCGAUUCCUGGCAUACUGCAUUUCAUCCAGCACGAGUGGGCCCGGUUCGAGCUCGAACGCUCACAGUGGGACGUGGAUCGGGCUGAGCUGCAGGCAAAAAUCGCCGUGCUGAUGGGCGAACGCAAGGGUCAGGAAUCCCUCAAAUCCGACCUGAUCCGACGCAUCAAGAUGCUAGAGUAUGCACUCAAACAGGAACGCGCCAAAUUUCAUCGGUUAAAGUACGGUGUCGAUCCGCCGAUGAACGACAUUAAACCGCCAACCGAUGAGCCAGGAAUUGGAACGGAAGUAGCUCCCGAUCCGGAGGUACCAUACAGUUCCGUGUCGAACAUCACUUGGCGGCAGGGUCGGUUGCUGCUGCGUCAGUAUUUGCAGGAGAUUGGCUACACCGAUACCAUCCUGGAUAUCCGUUCGAAUCGGGUGCGUUCGUUGCUGGGGUUGAACAACAACAGCGAGCAGGAGGAAAACGUCAACCCAAACGUGAAUGGUGGCACCGAAUCGAACAAACGCGCCAGCGAGUCGCAAGGACGUCGAACGCCGGCGAAGAAACCGUCGUCCGUGACCGAAGCGAUGAUACUGGACUCGGAGGCGGCUGUCAUCGCCAACUUUGACUUUCUGGCCCGGGAGGACGUGGAGAUGUCCGACGAUGAUGACGUCUCGGACGAGAUCGAUGUGGUCGGUGACAGCGAGGACACGGAUAUGAAAACGACCAAACGGAAAGCCAAAGGAAGCACUCUGAAUGACGAUAUGGACGCCGAAGCGGAUGAUGUAAUCAAUGAGUUAAAUCCACUAACAGAAGGUGAGGAUGUUAUAAUGGAAGACAGUAACAAAAUCGACCCCGCCGGAGAUGAUCUGUAUGUUGGUUACAAUAAAAGUGGUAUGCCACGCCACCCGACGAUACCGGGUAUCGGAAACGACGAGGAGGUCGACUCGUCCCUCGGCGAGCUGGCCCAGCUGACGGUGAAUAACGAGACGGAGUCGGCGUACGACGUGUCCAACUCGAAAGAGCCAUACCGCAAGACGUGGAACGCCAAAUACACGCUCCGUUCGCACUUUGACGGUGUGCGGGCGCUGGCCUUCCACCCGCAGGAACCGGUCCUGAUAACUGCCUCCGAGGACCACACGCUCAAGCUGUGGAACCUGCAGAAAACUGUGCCAGCGAAGAAGUCUGCUAGUCUCGACGUGGAACCCCUGUACACGUUCCGCUCGCAUAACGGCCCGGUGCUGUGCCUGGCGAUGUCGGCCACCGGGGAGCAGUGCUACUCGGGCGGAUUGGAUGGUGCGAUCAACUGCUGGAAUCUGCCAAGCUCCAACAUCGAUCCGUACGAUAGCUACGAUCCGGAGGUGAUGCGGUGCACCAUCGACGGCCACACGGACGCCGUCUGGGGGCUGUCGGUGAAUCACGCGAAGAACACGCUCGUGUCCUGCUCGGCGGAUGGUACGGUCAAGCUGUGGUCACCGUCGGGCAAGAUCCCCACCAACAGCACUACCUUCACGUCCGAGACGGAGGGCAUCCCGACCUCGGUCGAUUUCGUGAAGGACCAGAUCGAUCGCAUCGUCGUGGCGUACAGCAGCACUCACUGCAUCAUCUACGACACCGAGACCGGCAAACAGGUGGUGAAGCUCGAGGCCAGCCAGGAGAUGACGGGCAACCUUGGCAAGCACAUCAACAAGGUCAUCAGCCACCCGACGCUGCCGAUCACGAUCACGGCGCACGAAGAUCGUCACAUUCGCUUCUGGGACAAUGGGACCGGAUCGCUGGUGCACUCGAUGGUGGCCCAUCUGGACGCGGUCACGAGCCUCGCGAUUGACGCGCACGGGUUAUACCUGCUGUCCGGCUCGCACGAUUGCUCGAUCCGGCUCUGGCACAUGGACAACAAGACGUGCGUUCAGGAGAUUACCGCGCAUCGGAAAAAGUUCGACGAAAGCAUACUGGACGUCGCGUUCCAUCCCUCGAAACCCUUCAUCGCCAGUGCCGGCGCGGAUGCCAUCGCGAAGGUGUUCGUUUAAUGCAGCACCGGUGCCUGGGCGUGCGUGAGUGAGCUGAGCUGCUAGCCGGCGAAAGAAACGGAACAGUGGGAGAGAGGAUUGCGUGAAAAGAAAAAUCGGUAAGACUAGCCUGGCGGCAGUCGUCGGUGGUGCGUGUUCGUGCACGUGUUGCACGCCAUGGGCUGGCGUCCGUUCCGAUCCGCUACUAAGGUGUUGUGGAACUUCUUCUUUUGUUUUUUAAAGCAUGUUUAUGAUGUAGCUACGCACUGAGAAACGUUUCUUUUAUCCCAAAAUGCGCGAUUGCGCGAGAAAGUGACAAUUUCCACAACACGCCACCGUUAACGUAAAACAAAAAGGUGGUGUACUCAUUAUCCGUGUGGUGUGUGGAUCGAUUCGAGCGCCAGCCCCCAACUGCAAGGAACUGCGAGGAACACCCUGAUGUUGUGCAUGCGUGCACACACGACACGCCACAAGAUGAAACGUUCGUUUCUCGAGCAUAGAAAUCGAAAAGCGAAUCUUUAGCGCGAUGGCGGCGAACAGCCUUUUCGGGAGGGAAAAAUGAAUGCACGACGCAUUGGCGAAGAAGCUAACGAGCGGAAUAAUUCUAGUAAAAUACAUUUAAUAAUUGACACACUCACAAUUCGACACAUACACACACGCGUAUGCAAGGAGCAGCUCGUUUUCUUUGUCCUUUGAGACAAACGCUUCGCUGUUUCGAACGUGCUGCUCUCAAUCCCUUUUUUUUAGGUUGGACUUAGGCAUUUCAAAGGAUGAUAUCGACGAAGCGUCAGCAGAUCUUUGAUUCUUAGGCGGGACGGUUCCAUCCUGUCGCGAUCAGAACCGUUUCAGUUUGUUUUUGGCACACACACACACACUUACUCACUCAUACAUACAUACGUGUCUGGCGGCCUGUUUGUGGUUGAGGCAGAAAAAAUGUAAAUUACACGUGAAAAACGCCCCUUUCAUUGUAUUUCCCGAUACACUUUGUGUGGUAAUCGCGUUUUCGGGUCGAAGUGUGACCGCCCAAAAGCGCAGUCAAACCAGCAUGAUGUUGUUCGAGCUGCAUUCGUUCGACCUUACCUCACACACACACACACACUGUUGCACAUGACGAUGAGAUUGUUAAAAACAAGCACAGGAAAUUGCAAAACCCGUGGGUAGAAUGGUGCCUCAGCACAAUCACACAGCCACACACUCACAGGACCAUAUACACAGCUCGUCCACACGAUCGAAGUGUGCCAGAUUUCAUCGGCAACGGGGUUUGCCCGCUGUAUGAUUUACGCAAGUACGCAUGCACGUGCUAGAAAGGAUCAAUCGGUUUUUGUACACAGUCUCUGGAGCUGGCGAGGACUUUACUUUGCUUCCCUUCAUUCGGUAGGGCUACAUUUAGCAAGCAGUUACAUUCAUAAGAAUGCAUACACUCUCAAAACAAGCGAACAUUAGCAUAAAACAAGUAUAGUAAAAACAAAUGAUAAUAGAAUAGCGCUGGAUAAGAGAAGCCCGGGGGCGAAAUGCGCUGGUUACAAGCGACUACUGCUAGUGCUCUGUAAGGGGGGCGUCGAAUGCAACAAACCCUACAAAUCCAAGCCCCGCCAGUACCUGGGGAAGUGAGUGCAUACGUGCAAAAAAGAAGAAAAAAAACAAACUUACCAGGCGCAGCGCGGAUAAGGGGAGGCGCACAUCCUGACGUACUAAAAUUACGGGAAUAAAGUACGCACGACAGCUAGACGGCUCGUAUUGAUCAAGUGCUGGCACACAGGAUGCAGGAUGCAUCGUUUGAUGCAUCUCCCGUGGAAGGAAUGGUGUGGUGCGGGCAGCAGGACGUUGCACAUGUAACACGCUCCUUCCGUUCAGUGUGUGCGCGUGGGCGCCCCCUUUGCAUGCAACUAGGAACGAUGAUUGAUGAAAGUCCUAAGAGAUGUAAUCUUAUAUUUAGGCAUAAAUAGCGAGAAUCGUGCGUAUAUAGGAAAACAAGCAAAUCAUAUUAAGAGAUAUCUGAUACAUACACUGGCUCAUAGAUGUUUGACCGGCGGUAGAAACUCCAUGUCUACUUACCCCCCCAACCACACAAGCAUGCACCAUCACCAAACGGCAGCAUAACACGGUCGGUCUCGAAGAGUGAACAGACCCUUCUGGCUCGCUGCCGGUGAUAAGAACUCCGGCUCUCAUGCUCGGUGCGUGAAACGUGUGACGACGGGAAAAGGAAUAAAAGUAAACAUAAUUAGCAUGGGAGGGAGGAGCAAACAAAGCAAAACAAAAACUACACAUAGCCGCCGUGGGCAAGAAGAAGGUGGUCGAAACAAAAUAGUGUCGUGAAAAUAUGAUAUGAUAUGAAAAUUGUAUUUAUUUUACUCAACUCCAUUCAAAGAAAACGAAAACAUGUUGUUAAAGAUUUUGAUUUAUUAAUAAAGUGUAGAGUAAUUAU